Messenger RNA from Ailuropoda melanoleuca (giant panda), 829 nucleotides. It is a transcript of the gene CITED4, whose product is annotated as Cbp/p300 interacting transactivator with ED-rich tail 4. The coding region runs from base 1 to 279 and encodes 92 amino acids. NCBI's taxonomy places the organism in Eukaryota, Metazoa, Chordata, Mammalia, Carnivora, Ursidae. The transcript has 2 exons. Gene Ontology annotation, molecular function: transcription coactivator activity. Gene Ontology annotation, cellular component: nucleus. The record is from RefSeq and is a predicted model, not a curated record. Gene Ontology annotation, biological process: regulation of DNA-templated transcription.
AUGGGGCUGCUAAUCCACGCCCUGCCCCCGGUGAGGACGUUUGUGGAAUGGCCCCCGUGCCUGCAGCCGGCGCCCGGCGCUCCGGCCCCGCCGCCGGCCGCGCACGCCCUGGGCUGCAUGGACGCCGAACUCAUCGACGAGGAGGCGCUGACGUCGCUGGAGCUCGAGCUCGGGCUGCACCGCGUGCGCGAGCUGCCCGAGCUCUUCCUGGGCCAGAGCGAGUUCGACUGCUUCUCGGACUUGGGGUCGGCGCCGCCCGCCGGCUCGGUGAGCUGCUGAGUGCGGCCGGACGCCUGCCUGGCGUGCCCGAGAGGAGAAGGGGGUCUGACUGCCCGCCGGAGUCCGCACCAAGCGCCCGGGCCCCGCGCGCACCCUCCGUGAGGGUGGAGGCAGCGGGUUAGUGCAGAGAGCCCGAGCCCGACGCCGGGUUGGGACGCCUGGCCUCACUCCAGGCCCUGCCUCCUGCAGGACGACAGUUUAACUCCACCUCUCUGACCCGGAGCCUCAGCUAUAAAGUGAAGGGGACUGGACCCCCCUUUCGGACUCCCGGUUCUUGGAUUCUCUGUCCUCUCGGAUUCCCCCCUACCCCGCCCCCCAAUCUGAGCCAUUGCAGGCUGCUGCCUGAUAUCCCUUCUCGCCUUGUGCAACCCACUGUGGUCACUGGGUCCCUGGAGCCUCCCAUCCACCAGGUCUCCACCCCGCUGCCUGGGCCCUGAGGUGGCUGGGCCCCCGCCUUGGGAAGGGGAAGAUGGUACAGCCCUAGUCCCUGUACAGUGGAGCAAUGCCCCAUCUGGCCUCCAAAACCAAAAUAAAACUGGGUCACUUUACA